AUGGAGGACACUGAAUUCGGUGCUGCUCCAGCUGCAGCAGCAGCUGGAGCGGGGAGAGCAAGCGUUGCACGCGCAUCAACGGCAACGGUAACAGGUAGAAAAGCAUCAACAGCAGCGAGUAGAAAAGCAUCAACAGUAGAUGCUACAACCUUACCGCGAGCCAGCGUUACGUGGUAUGAUGAGUCUGGCUUUGGCUCAUACACGGAGAGCAGCUGCAGCAGCACCCCUCGCGGAACAAUAUUAAAAGAACAGGGACCCCCCUCUGCACCUCCAUGCUGCUUACAUCUGCAACGUCUCGCGGUCCUGCGGCAGCAGGCGGAAAAUAAGCCAUCAAAUACAGAUACUGCCGGGCCCCUUCCUUUUUUCUCUUCUAGUCCCUUCACAUUAGGCCCCCCCAUGGGGCCUUCUGCCCCCUCAGAGACUGUUGCUGCUGGCGGUGUCGCAGCAGAAGCAAAAGAGGAAGGAGCACCUGCUGUACCAGCAGGUGCAGCGCCCUUAGAGGGGGGAGAAGCAGCUGCAGCAGCAGUAGCUGCUCAAGGCUCGUUGUGGAACCAAGGAGUUACACCUCUCCGUUCCCUCAUGGAAACGAUGAUUUCAGAGGGGCCCCCGGGGGCCCCCCAGUUGCAACGAGCUGCCGCGUCUUUCACGAGCCGCAGCAGAGCCCCCAGCUUAACAAAACCAAAGGACGCCUACCAGGGGAAAUACUUCGGGACCAAUUGGCUGGGCCUGCUCCUACCUCCCGAAAGACUUCCCCCGUUGUACUCCUUGGACGAGAAUGCAAUAAACUAUCACUUGCUUCCUCUAUCUCUUCUCCACAAGUUCCGCGGGGCCCCAGCUGCACCUCCUGUCGAUGAGGCUCCACUCCCACAGACGCCGCCCCCGGAAAGGGUUCGGGGGCCCUCUGUGGCUCCUGUGGACAAAAAAAAGCCUGCCAAAAAGGGCGGAAAUAAGAAAAAGAAAAAGAAGACGAGAGGCGCAAAGGGAGCCCCCAAAAAGGCCCCCCCUGUUGGCCCCCCUCCCAGCAGCCUCCUUCCCACCAUAGAGAAUUACUGGGGGCGCCCCGAUUGGUGGCCCUCACAAGAAACGUUACCGGGGGCCCCAUUAAAGCCGACGACCUCCGUAAUGGGCCCUAACUCCGAGAAGGACAGAGCAGAAUAUCUGCGUUGUGUUGAAGGAGUGGGCUGCUUAGAGGGAGACGGUGCCCCCUGGCUCACUGACAGGCAGCUGGGUGCUCUCAUCAUGAGAGUUGGUGGGGGCCUCAGCUUGGAAUACCUCGACCUGAGUUCAUGUGAGGAAAUCAUGGACUUGUCGUUCCUUAAGGAGAUGAGGCCCAGGCUACGUUUUUCUCUCAAGGCGCUGAUCUCAGAUCCCUGCAGUUUGAAGUUUAGAACCGUGGGUUGCCUGCUGCAUUUGAAAUGGCUUGAAGAGCUGCAGAUCGCACGGUGUCCGGACUUCUCAGAUGACUGUAAGAGAGCAGUUCUAUGGGGUUUGGAGUUUAAGUUUUGCGGUUUGGAGUUGCCUUGUCUUGAGCAAUUGAAGAAUGGCACAGGCCUGCAGGUAUUCUUUUCAAACCAUCCAGAACUCCUCAACUUGAACAUCUCCUUCUGCUGCAGGACUGAAUCAGAUGCCAAGCUCUCCGCCUGUCUCGGCCUACUCCCUGAUCUGCAAGAGAUAGACUGUUCUGGGUGCGACACCGUGAGCAACGGGGUCCUGCUGCGCCUGAGCGAAAGCUGCAAGGGGCUGAGGGGCCUCCGCCUGGCUGGGGCCUCCAGUUUGCGCGAUGAGGGCCUCGCGCUCCUUGCCAGACUCAACUGCUUCAAACACCUGUCUCUCCUUGACGUUCGGGGCUGCACUGAGUUGUCAGCAAUGUCUAUAGAGGUGGUGUUGAGGGGGGCGCCUUCUCUGUCUUUUGUUUAUUUAGAUGGAGUAAACAAAAUAAGCGAUGAUCAGCUAAAACAAAUUAAAUCAAAAUACCCCUCAUGCACAUUUGUACGGAGAAGCGAAACAGAAAAGAACGCAAGAGGAAUGCCGCUCUACAGGAAAAUUAGCACUCCGGAAAAGAAGAAAAAGAAACCCCCUCCUCAAUAA
Messenger RNA from Eimeria maxima, 2088 nucleotides. RefSeq lists its product as hypothetical. Gene Ontology annotation, biological process: SCF-dependent proteasomal ubiquitin-dependent protein catabolic process. The record is from RefSeq and is a predicted model, not a curated record. The transcript has 9 exons. Gene Ontology annotation, cellular component: SCF ubiquitin ligase complex. Lineage: Eukaryota; Apicomplexa; Conoidasida; Eucoccidiorida; Eimeriidae. Bases 1 to 2088 code for a protein of 695 amino acids.